CCCGCCCCCAACAUGGCGGCGCCCAGUUCCUUGGGGCAGCACCUGCUUCUUCUUCACCUCUAAUGUUAGCCUUGGAGGAGUCGGCGGGACCAUGGACGCGCCGGGCUUCACGGCUUCGCUGGUGGCUGGAGGAGUAGCAGGUGCCUCUGUUGACUUGAUCUUAUUUCCUUUGGAUACUAUUAAGACAAGGCUGCAGAGUCCCCAAGGAUUCAACAAGGCUGGUGGUUUCCGUGGAAUAUAUGCUGGCGUCCCUUCUACAGCUGUUGGGUCCUUUCCUAAUGCUGCUAUGUUUUUUCUCACCUAUGAAUAUGUGAAAUGUUUGCUGCAAACCGACUCAGCUUCACACUUCAGGCCCGUGAAGCACAUGCUGGCUGCCUCUGCAGGAGAAGUGGUUGCCUGCUUGAUUCGAGUUCCUUCUGAAGUGGUUAAACAGAGGGCGCAGGUGUCCGCUUCUUCAACAACCUUGCAGAUCUUUUCUGCUAUAUUAAAUGAAGAGGGGAUCCAAGGACUGUACCGAGGCUAUAAAAGCACAGUUCUGAGAGAGAUUCCUUUCUCCUUGGUCCAGUUUCCCUUGUGGGAAUCCUUGAAAGCCCUCUGGUCGUGGCAGCGCGGUCAUGUGGUGGAUUCUUGGCAGUCAGCAGUCUGUGGAGCUUUUGCAGGUGGCUUUGCAGCUGCGGUUACUACACCUCUGGAUGUGGCUAAGACAAGGAUCAUGCUGGCCAAGGCGGGCUCCAGCACUGCUGUUGGGAAUGUGCUCUCGGCCAUGCAUGCGGUGUGGCGCGCACAGGGGCUAGCAGGGUUAUUCGCAGGUGUCUUCCCACGAAUGGCAGCAAUCAGCAUGGGCGGCUUCAUCUUUCUGGGUGCCUAUGACCAGACCCGGAGCUUGCUGUUAGAAGUGGGCAAGAAGAGCCCAUGAAGCAGACACUGCGUGUCCCUGGAGAAGAGGGCUGCUGGCUGCUGUGCAGCCCCUGCCUUCCUGUGACUGGCGAAGUCGACGCUGCAGUGUGGCACCUUGAGAGGGCUGCAGAGUGCAGCCCUGAGUGUCUCCAUGGAAACUAUCCUCGGUGGACCUCCAGACCAACAUCUCCACCCCUUAAUAAACACUUCAGUGUCCUUUGCCUCCCA
Microtus ochrogaster (prairie vole) is the source of this 1125-nucleotide messenger RNA. RefSeq names its product solute carrier family 25 member 26 (gene Slc25a26). Gene Ontology annotation, biological process: transmembrane transport. The record is from RefSeq and is a predicted model, not a curated record. Lineage: Eukaryota; Metazoa; Chordata; Mammalia; Rodentia; Cricetidae.